GGACUCCUGCUAUAAAAGGUCACCGGGAGCACCGGGGAGAUCACUGCAGUCGACUCGACUCUUGUCCGUGUCAUCCGUACCCUGCAAAAAGCAAAGACAACCGAGCUCAAAAUGGCCUUCGCGGGUUUGAAGGAUGCUGACAUCACUGCAGCCCUGAAUGCGUGCAAAGCCGCUGACUCAUUCAACCACGUCGCGUUCUUCAAGGCCUGUGGUCUGGCCGGCAAGAGCGCCGAUGACGUCAAGAAGGCCUUCGCCAUCAUUGAUCAGGACAAGAGUGGCUUCAUUGAGGAGGAGGAGCUGAAGCUGUUCCUGCAGAACUUCAGCGCCGGCGCACGGGCACUGACCGAUGCCGAAACCAAGGCUUUCCUCAAGGCUGGUGACAGCGACGGUGACGGCAAGAUUGGCGUUGAUGAGUUCGCUGCCUUGGUUAAGUCAUAAAGUGGCAAGUGACCAACAACACCUGCUCUGAUGGAACAACGAUGCCCACGUCGACCUCCCCCUUUUCAUCCGAAUAUAAGUGAUUUUUAUACAUCCUCCUGUGCAACACACUGUCCAAACUGAUGAUUGUGAAUGUCGCUCGGUUGUGUUCAUGUCUUAAAUAUGAAUUUUGCUUACUGUAAAAUCUAUGAUGCACUUUCCAGGAACGAACAGUAAAAAAGAAUAAAUAUUCUUUUGCUACGGUC
Messenger RNA from Mugil cephalus (flathead mullet), 683 nucleotides. RefSeq names its product parvalbumin beta-like. Gene Ontology annotation, cellular component: cytoplasm; nucleus. Gene Ontology annotation, molecular function: calcium ion binding. Lineage: Eukaryota; Metazoa; Chordata; Actinopteri; Mugiliformes; Mugilidae. The coding region runs from base 112 to 438 and encodes 108 amino acids. The transcript has 5 exons. The record is from RefSeq and is a predicted model, not a curated record.